This is a messenger RNA of Oncorhynchus masou masou (cherry salmon), 5164 nucleotides long. Its product is annotated as adenylate cyclase type 2-like. Gene Ontology annotation, biological process: adenylate cyclase-activating G protein-coupled receptor signaling pathway; intracellular signal transduction; cAMP biosynthetic process. Gene Ontology annotation, cellular component: plasma membrane. Bases 936 to 4211 code for a protein of 1091 amino acids. Gene Ontology annotation, molecular function: adenylate cyclase activity. The record is from RefSeq and is a predicted model, not a curated record. The transcript has 27 exons. NCBI's taxonomy places the organism in Eukaryota, Metazoa, Chordata, Actinopteri, Salmoniformes, Salmonidae.
CACAACGAAGUCGUCUCUAGAAUACGUUCAUUCUAUAUUUCGAGACUACCGGUAUACGUUUUCCUACAAACAGGGCCUCCAGCCAAGGCUUUCUACUAAUCCUGCUGCACCACAGCCCUCACCCCAACCACCCAUCCAUCAUGAUCAUACUGUGCGCAUGCAACACAGACUGGCAGAAUGUUAUGCACUCUCAGUGAGAUAUGAAAAUGGACUAAAAACAAUGGGUUUAUUCGUUCAAAACAAAGUUUCUAGGCCUCUGACUGUGACAGCUCCAGUGGGUGGAGCUACAUUGGGCCCCUCUCUCUACCCGCUCAGCACUGAUGGGACAGGAUCCUGAAUCCUUGACGACCCCUUUUUCCUUCUCCACCCUCCCAGGCUCCACCCUCUUUCUCCUCCUCUCCUCUUUCCUUAGACUCUCCUCCUCCCCCAGUCUCUUCUCUCAGCGCUGGGAUCAUUACUCAACCCCACUGAAGAAUGGGCCACAGUAGCUGGCAAGGAUGAACUGGGUCUGCCUGCCAAUGCAGAAAGGGAGAUAAGAGGGAGAAAGAGAGCGAAAGAAAAGAGCGAGAGAAAGUUCAAAACCUGUGAGUGAAAGCAGAGAGGAACAUAUUAAAAAUGCCCAUGAGGGAUAACGUCGACAACUGCACUUUAGUAUGAGCUAGAAAGCCUCAGCAAACCUGCCCACCUGGAUGUGUGGCUCUGUACACGCACGCGCGUCUGUCUCAGUCACAGCAGAAGACUGCUCCUACCCUGCCCUACACUGUGGGGUGGUGUUUUCAGCGUUAUUCCCUGCCUACCAUACCUGUGCGAGUAGUGGUGGAGAGGAAAUUCAGCCACUCUUAGGACAGUGGAAGCUGACAAAAAUGCUUCUAUGUUAAAACCAGUAGCCCGUAACCUUUUAUCAGGGUUUUAGUAGUGAACAGGUCACCACCACCAUGCCGGCUAAAGGGAAGUACCUGUUAAAUGACCAGGAGCUGAAACAUGAGGCCCUGUACAGGAAGUUCUCCUGUAUCAGCCAGUACCAGCCUCUGGUGCUGCUACUGGGCCUCUCCAUGCUGUCCUGCGGAGUCCUCAUCAUCCUCUUCUUCGCCCUGCACCUGAGUGCGGAGGAGCACUGUGCAUUUGUCAGCGUGGUGAGCUGCAGCCUGUGUGUGUUCCUGGCUGUGUUUGUGCUGGUGUGUACAGAGACCCUGACCCAGCGCUGGAGGAGACUGCUGGGUCUGGUGGUCUGGGCCACUCACCUUGCCAUGGGAUUCACCUUCAUCUUCAGCGGACCCCUCAUCCUGCCCUGGGACCAGGUUCCCUUCUUCCUGUUCAUCAUCUUCACAGUGUACACCAUGCUGCCUUUCCAGAUGUGCUAUGCUGUGGUGCUCAGUGUGAUCUCCUCACUCUCUCACAUCAUGGUCCUCACUCUACGUCUCACUGUCUUCAACACCCAAGAUCCCAGCCCCUUUCUGGCCAAUCAGCUGCUGUCCAAUGCGGUGGUGUUUCUGUGUGGCAGUGUGGUGGGGGCCUUCCAUAAGGUCCUGAUGGAGAGAGCACUAAGACAGACCUUCCAGGAUACACUCAGAUGUCUGGGCAUCCGCAUGAAGCUGGAGAUAGAAAAGAGACAACAGGAGAACCUGCUGCAGUCUGUGCUGCCGGUCUACAUCUCCAUGAAGAUGAAGCUGGCCAUCAUGGAGCGUCUGCAAGACUGCAAGGACAAAGAAGAGCAGCAACGACUCGUCAAAGACAACAACUUCCACAGUCUCUACGUCAAGAGACACGAGAACGUCAGUAUUCUGUAUGCUGACAUUGUGGGCUUCACCCGAUUGGCCAGCGACUGCUCUCCGAAGGAGCUGGUCAUCAUGCUCAACGAGCUGUUUGGGAAGUUUGACCAGAUUGCAAAGGAGAACGAGUGCAUGAGAAUCAAGAUUUUGGGAGACUGCUACUACUGUGUGUCUGGCCUGCCUGUCUCCCUGCCCAUGCAUGCCAAGAACUGUGUGAAGAUGGGUCUGGACAUGUGUGAGGCCAUCAAACGAGUGCGCGAGGCCACAGGUGUGGACAUCAACAUGAGAGUGGGCGUUCACUCCGGCAACGUGCUCUGCGGUGUGAUUGGCCUCCGCAAGUGGCAGUUUGAUGUUUGGUCACAUGAUGUCACCCUGGCCAAUUAUAUGGAGUCUGGAGGCUUACCUGGGCGUGUCCACAUCACUGAGGCCACCCUGAAGCACCUGAACAAGGCCUAUGAGGUGGAGGAGGGGAACGGUGGGCUAAGAGAUGCCUACCUGAAGGAGCUCAACAUACAGACAUACCUUGUCAUCGAUCCUCGGUCUAAGAACCAGGCUCUGAACAGCCACAGCAUGCCCAAGCUGCGUGUGAAUGAUGGGCUGAAGAUGCGGGCGUCAGUGAGAAUGACCCGUUACCUGGAGUCCUGGGGGGCCGUCAAACCCUUCGCCCACCUACAGAGCAGAGAGGGGUACACCACAGACACCAUGGUCAAUGGAAAAUCACGCUGCAAGGACAUCCCUCUGCGCACAACUCACUCGAAGAUCACUGAGAGGAACAAGUCCCAGAAGAGCAAGUUUGAUGAGGAGCUGCACAAUGAGAUGACCACCACCAUUGAUGAGCUCAGCAGCAAGCAGUGGGUGUCUGAGGAGAUUAGCAGUCUGGCUGUGUGGUUCCCUAAGAAAGAGCUGGAGAAACAGUACCGAGCCAUUGAUCUGCCCAUGUUCAAGCACUACAUCGGCUGUGCCACCUUCAUCUUCUUCUGCAUCUUUGUGGUUCAGAUGUUUGUGACAAAAGAUUCCAAAAUGUUGGGAAUGUCGUUUGGAGUGCUGGCCUGUGUCCUCCUGUUGACCCUGGGCAUCUGUUUCGCAGGUCACCUGCAGCGCUUGUUUCCGGAGAAGUUGUCAUCCUGCCAGUGGCUGCCUGCUGUGUCCGAUGCAGUGGUCAAGAGGCCAUGUGUGCGCCUCCCUCUGGUCACUAUCACCACUGCGGUCAUCAUCAUCCUAGCAGUCUUCAACCUGUGCUUCAUCCAGACAAAGUCACCGUGUGAUAUCAAUGGGAACCCUGAUCUGAUUCCAUCUAACAACUCCAGUGAGCAGCAUCCAGGCAGCCUGUUCUACCUGCCGUACUCUGUGUUCAGCUGUAUCCUGGCUCUCAUAGCUUGUGGAGUGUUCCUGAGGGUGAGCUUUGAGCUUAAAGUGGUCUUCCUCACCCUGGCCUCCACAGCCUACUACAUCAUCAUCCUCAGCGCCAGGGCUGGUCUCUUCAGCUGCUAUGGACAAAUGCUUUACAACCAACUCAAUGAAAACAGAACUGAGGACUCUGGGACCAUCCUGAGAGCGUUGGGGCUGGUCAAACACCCUGAGGUGAUGAGCUGCAUAUACAUCACCUUGUUCCUGGUCACCAUGCUCAUCAUCUCACAACAGAAUGAGUCAUGCUUCCGCCAGGACUUCCUUCUGAAGAACAAGAACCGUACGGAGCAGGAUGAGAUCGAGACCAGGGAGAACCUGAACCGCCUGCUCCUGGAGAACGUGCUGCCGGCCCAUGUGGCUGCGCUGUUUGUUGGGGAGAAUAAAAAGAACGAGGACCUGUACUACAAGUCAUAUGACUGUGUGUGCGUGAUGUUCGCCUCAGUACCGGACUUCAAAGAGUUCUACACGGAGUGUGACAUCAACAAGGAAGGUCUGGAGUGUCUGAGGCUCCUCAACGAGAUCAUAGCAGACUUUGAUGAGCUGCUGUCCAAGCCCAAGUUCAGUGGAGUUGAGAAGAUCAAGACCAUCGGAAGCACUUAUAUGGCAGCCGCAGGGCUGAGUGGCACCCCAGGACAGGAGAAUAACCAGGACCGAGAUAGGCAGCAGGCACAGAUGGGGAACAUGGUAGAAUUUGCCAUUGCCCUCAUUGGCAAGCUGGAUGGCAUCAACAGACACUCCUUCAACAGUUUUAGACUGCGUGUGGGCAUUAACCAUGGGCCUGUUAUUGCUGGGGUGAUUGGAGCCAGAAAACCUCAGUAUGACAUCUGGGGCAACACCGUCAACGUGGCCAGUAGGAUGGAGAGCACUGGAGAGCUGGGCAAGAUUCAGGUCACAGAGGAGACGUCGGACGUGCUCCAGAAGCUGGGCUACUCCUGCGAAUGCCGAGGCCUCAUCAACGUCAAGGGAAAAGGCGAGCUGACAACCUUCUUUGUGUGUACGGACAUGAGCAAGCAGCAGGGAAUGGGCCUGAGCUGAGGUCUACGGUGAGCACACUACUGUGUGUGGACUCUGGGCCCGGUAGCACAUACGUGUGCUGGGUCGGUUACAGGACAGUCUAGCAUUCAGCACAGACUAAUUACAUGAACACACAUAAGUUAACAUGCUUAGACUAAACCCACCGGAGCACACAAAUAAUCCAUCCCAGUGCUUCAGUCAGCGAUGAUCCUGACCGGACCAGAACAAGACUUGAAGACAUGACCUUGUGGUCCUAGAGGUUGGAUUAUUCGUGUUUCCAGGAAUCCCUUUGGGAGAUUCCUCAUUGGAAAUAAAUGCUUAGUGCUGCUGAUUUAUUUUUGUUGAGAUCCAGUUCUAAUGUAUGCAUUCAAUUAGACUGACAUGGAGGUUACGUCAAGCACUGGUCGUCGUCAUACUGGAUUCUAUCACCUAAUACUCCUAGAACCUUGCUGAAAUCAUGAGAUGCACCAAAAACAUCUUCAGGCUGCUCAAAACUGAGCUGUUUAUCAAGCAAAUGGUGACACAAACAAUGGAGUGAGUGCUGCUGCAUGUGGAGUGACGGUGUACAGUACAUACUCGCUGCCAUGGUUUUAUAGACCGUGAAAAAGGUAGACUAAGCAAAAUUACAUUGUCAUGAGCUGCAAGACUUGUGCACGGGUUCCCAUCACGCUGUUACAGCGUGGUAGCAACAGAACCAAAACAGCGGAGAAGUUUAAACUUGCGCUUUAACGCGCGGUUGUGGAAAUUGACCCACUAUGCUGUUUACUUUGGGCAUCUACGUCAUAUCGCUGAGUCUACCUUUAACAGUUUUAGCGAACAGUCACCCUCUAAUAAUUUCUUAUUUUUGUUUGUACGACCAUGGGACUAAAUGUAAAUAUCGAAGCCAAAUAUCCUGCCUGCUGAGACCGAUGGACAGUUUAUAUGGUAUGUCUUUCAAAAAUAAAUGAAAUAAGUGCUAUAUGCACAGUAAAACA